AUGCCGUUCGGUAAAUUAAAGCAGCCAAUCGCCACGCAAGCAGAGAUUCAGCAAGUGGAGAGAGUGAGGAGCAAGGUCCCUACCGAGAAGAGGGUGUAUCUGCAGUUUCUCUUCACCGCCAACCUGAUCCAAGCUCAGCUGGUCGAUCCUGCCGAGAUGACGGAAGAGAGGAGAGCUGCCGAGGCUAAGAGGAUGAAUGAGUCCUCCAAGCGGCGUCCUCGGUAG
Molecule: messenger RNA, 225 nt
Organism: Prunus armeniaca (apricot)
Lineage: Eukaryota; Viridiplantae; Streptophyta; Magnoliopsida; Rosales; Rosaceae
Source: the annotation of a GenBank genome assembly